Molecule: messenger RNA, 1342 nt
Organism: Lolium rigidum
Lineage: Eukaryota; Viridiplantae; Streptophyta; Magnoliopsida; Poales; Poaceae
Product: mitochondrial outer membrane protein porin 6-like
Exons: 7
Coding region: 125-949 (274 amino acids)
Biological process (GO): monoatomic anion transmembrane transport
Cellular component (GO): mitochondrial outer membrane
Molecular function (GO): voltage-gated monoatomic anion channel activity
Source: RefSeq, a predicted model, not a curated record
AACGACGCCUCUCACGCUCGUUGCCGUCGCCGCCGCCGUUCCGGUUGUCCCUCGUCGCGUCCCUCCGCCCCGUCCGCGACCUUCCCCCAUUGGGUUCUGAGGCUCGAGCUGCUAUCUGGGAAGGAUGGGCAAGGGCCCGGUCCCGUUCGUCAACUUCGGGAAGCGAGCAAAAGAUCUCUUGCACAAGGACUACAAUUUUGACCAAAAGUUCUCUUUGUCAACAAUCAGCGAUUCUGGUCUGGGUGUCACAGCCACUGGCGUGAGGAUUGAUGAGCUCUUCAUUGGUGACAUACAUACGCAACAUAAGCAUGGCAAAGCUACCGUUGAUGUCAAAGUUGACAGCGAUUCUCGAGUGUCAUCCACAGUCACAGUUGAUGAAAUAGUUACUGGUUUGAAGACUUCAUUCAGCUUCAAGGUUCCUGAUCAAAAGUCCGGAAAGCUUGAUUUGCAAUACCUUCAUGAUCGCUUCACAUUGAAUUCAUCCAUUGGUUUGGCGUCGGCACCAUUGCUCGAGCUGUCAGGAACAGUGGGCACAAGCGAACUUGCUAUUGGUGGCGAGGUUGGGUUUGACAGUACUUCAGCUUCUGUUACCAAGUACAACUAUGGGAUGAGCUAUAGCAAAGAUGAUAUUUCUGCUGCCUUACUACUGGCUGAUAAAGGCGAGACAUUGAAAGCUUCCUAUAUCCACUUGUUCAGUCCAACCAAUGCAGUGGCGGCUGAGGUAACACACAGGUUGAAAACAAAAGAGAAUUACUUCACCAUUGGGAGCUCUCAUGCGCUUGAUUCCUCCACAUUGGUCAAGACAAGAUUUAGCAACAGCGGGAAAGCUGGGCUCCUCUGCCAGCACGAGUGGAGGCCCAAGUCCUUUGUUACCCUCUCUGCCGAGUAUGACCCCAAGGUGGUUAGCUCGCCUGCAAGGUUUGGCGUGGCCAUAGCUCUGAAGCCCUGAUUAGCCUAUCACCUCCCUGUACAACAGCACCAGCGUUAAAGUACGCAUUCGUGCUCGUAUAUGUCCGAGCCAUACUUGCCGAAGCUGCGAUGAUUUUUUGCUCUUUUUGUUAACAGUAUUGGACGCCAGAAACAUUGUCUGGGAGUUGGGCUCAUUUUUGCAGAAUUCUCCGCUUAGCCAGCUUGAGUCUCCGAGAAUUGGAAAUAUACAGAGGUUUGUACUAGCACAAUAGCUUUACUCUUUUGCCGCUCUACGAAUUGGUAUCGAUUCAGUGUUCAUAUGCCUGUAAUGCCUCGCAUCAACUAGUUGAGGAAUCUCAUGGCAAAGUGAUUUUUCGGUUGGUUCUUUCUUGGCAACUGAGAAUUUGAAUGAUACUACCGUCUCUAAUGUGGA